AUGAUUUCCGCCUCCAGAAGAUGGUUAAAGCGGAAUAGAACUCCACUUGCUAUUGGAUUUGGCCUUAUUGGGGCUGGCUAUGUUGCAACUCAAUAUGUGUUGGGAAAGAUCUCAGAUGCGCGUGAGCGCAUGAGCAGUGACCGCAUAGCCCGAGAGAACCUGCGCAGGAGAUUCGAGCAAAACCAAGAAGAUUGCACCUUCACUGUCCUAGCCUUGCUCCCAACAGCUACAGAUAAUAUAAUGCAUGAAUUGGAAACCGAGAGGAUAACUCAUGAACUCCAGCAGCAGAAGGCGGCAAAGUUGGCACGUAAUGGCGAGAUAAAUCCAUCAGAGUUGGACUCUGGACCUCCCAGUGUGACGGAUGAUGAUGGGAGGAGUAUGGCGAGUCUCCAGAGUGAGAGUGGUGUGCAUGCAAGCCAGAUGGGUAUUCCAUCUGCAUCGGUAGUUGGCGAGGGGCGACAGGAUGGUGGGCAACAGGCUCAGAAGGCUAGGAAAACUAAGCUGCAGCUUUGGAACGAUCUCAAGAUUAGCUCAAUCACUCGGGCCUUCACAUUGAUAUAUACACUAGCUCUUCUCACUCUCCUCACUCGGAUACAGCUGAAUUUACUGGGCCGGAGGAGUUAUCUGUCCAGCGUGGUAUCUCUUGCAACGGGUGGAAUGGAACAAUCAACGAUCAGCCUGGAAAACCACGAUGACGAUAACCCGGAUCAAGCUUACGGGAACGAUUUUGAGACCAACAGAAAAUACCUGACCUUCAGUUGGUGGCUGCUGCACAGGGGUUGGAGGGAGGUCAUGCUUAAGGUUGAAGCUGCUGUAAAAGAGGUCUUUGGGGGUUUAAGUCCUAGGGAUGAUAUCAGUAUGCAAAAGUUCUCAGAGCUGACUCUUGAGGUCCGGAAGAAAGUCGAAGGGGCCACAGAAGCGGAGAGACAAGCGAGCACGUGGUUGCAAUAUUUGCUUCCGCCGAAAGAAGAGGAGGAAUUUGUCCUCAGGGAAUCUGGAAUGACCAAGGAGUCGUCUCCGUCAGGAUCAGUUUCGAUAUCAUCAUCAGAUGCUACACCACUUCGACGCCUCCUAGACGAGACCUCGGAUCUCAUCGACUCGCCCCCCUUUUCACAUGUCCUGACGCUGCUCCUGGAUGCUGGGUACUCGACCCUAGUCGAUCAAGAGAUUGCACGGCAAGCUUACAGAGUGCCACCGACGUCCGACGUUCCGGAUCUGAAUGCUCCACGUGUCACGGAAGUUGUCGAUGUUAAGCCUGUCAAGCUGCCAAUCGUUCUUGCGAUACUGACGAGGCAGGCUUACUCGAUUGGGAAUGGAGUACCAAACGAGUAUCUUCAAUCAAUGGAGCAGGUCCGAGACUUGGAGGCAUUUGCAGCAGUAGUUUAUUCCUCUAACUGGGAAAAUGAGAUUCGCCCUGUGAACGACGAGUCUGGUAUCACCUUGAAGGAUGGUCCUAUCGAUCCGGCAGAAGGUCAUACAGGACAAGAGAGCAUUGUAGAUAUUGGAAGUGCCAGUGCCAGUGCAUUUGAGAGUGCAUGGGGCAAGGCUGUUCAAAAAGAUGCUCCGGUUUGA
Molecule: messenger RNA, 1572 nt
Organism: Hyaloscypha bicolor E
Lineage: Eukaryota; Fungi; Ascomycota; Leotiomycetes; Helotiales; Hyaloscyphaceae
Product: Peroxin-3
Exons: 3
Coding region: 1-1572 (523 amino acids)
Biological process (GO): protein import into peroxisome membrane
Cellular component (GO): peroxisomal membrane
Molecular function (GO): protein-macromolecule adaptor activity
Source: RefSeq, a predicted model, not a curated record